UGCAAAGAUCAAUUCACAGAUGAAUCCUAAGUGUACGAGCAAUUUCUCACCUUGUCCAAUAUAAAUGACCCCUCUAGGAUCUCCAUCUUCACAUAUCCCACCCUACAUCACUCGUACACAAAACACUGGAAACACCAAGCACACUCUCAAACAUGGAAUCUUCAACUCUUGCCAUCCUCCUAUCUCUUCUCUUCACAACCCUCCUCUCCUUCACCGCCCGCCUCCUCCUCUUAAGUAACCAGAGCCGCCGGAGACUCCCGCCCGGCCCGCCGCCGCUCCCCAUCAUCGGCAACCUCCACAUGCUUGGCCACCUCCCCCACCGCAGCCUCCGCCGCCUCUCGGCACGGUACGGGCCAAUCAUGUCCCUCCGCCUGGGCCUCGUCCCGACCGUCGUUGUCUCCUCACCUAAGGCGGCAAAGGCAUUCCUCGGCGUCCACGAUGCUAUCUUUGCAAGCAGGCCCAAAAGCCCUGAAGCGGAGCUGGACUUCUACACCACCAAGGGCCUCGUCUUCACCGAGUAUGGCCCGUACUGGAGGAGCGUGCGGAAACUGUGCACCACACGCCUGCUGAAUGCAGCCAGGGUCCGGAGCUUCGAGGGCGUGAGGAUGGAGGAGGUGGGCUCGCUAGUGGCGUCGCUGAAGGAGUCCGCGGCAGUACAUGAGGCGGUGGACUUGAGCGCGCGGGUGGCGCGUGCGAUGGAGGACAUGGCGUGCAGGAUGAUACUGGGGAGGAGCACUGACGGCGAGCACGAUCUGAAGGGGAUCAUUCAGGAGGCGGCGAGGGUGGCUGGAACUUUCAACUUGGCUGAUUACGUGCCUUUCCUCAGACCGCUUAAUCUUCAGGGGUCGACUCGGCAGUUCAAGGCGGUUCGAAGGUCGGUUGACAAGCUCCUAGAGAAGAUUAUUGACGACCACGUGCAAGACGCCGCUCAUUAUGACAGCAAACAUCAGCAGGAUUUCAUCGCCAUAUUGCUUUCGAUGAUGAACCAACCCAUUGACCCUCGUGAAGAAAAAUAUAUCAUAGAGCGAUCGAAUAUAAAGGCCAUAAUACUGGACAUGAUCUCGGGUUCGUUUGAGACGUCGUCGACCUCCAUCGACUGGGCAUUUUCCGAACUCAUGAGGCAUCCGCAGGCAAUGGCACGCCUUCAAGGAGAGCUAGAAGCCAUUGUUGGCUUGACUAGAAUGGUUGAGGAGUCAGAUCUACCAAAGCUAAAUUACUUGGACAUGGUGGUGAAGGAAAGCAUGAGACUUCAUCCAGUUAUACCAUUACUAGUUCCCCGAGAAUCCAUGGAAGAUGCGGUCAUAAACGAAUGCUUCAUACCGAAGAAGUCACGAAUCAUCGUGAACGUAUGGGCAAUUGGGCGAGAUCCUAGUGUGUGGUCGGAAAACGCCGAAGAAUUCGUACCCGAAAGAUUUGCCGACAAUGGCAUAGACGUGAAAGGGAAUCAUUUCGAGCUGCUUCCUUUCGGUUCAGGACGUAGGGGAUGCCCCGGAAUUCAGUUAGGUCUGAUACAAGUGAAGCUUGUUUUGGCUCAAUUAGCACAUUGCUUCAAGUGGGAAUUACCCGACGACAUGGUACCGAGCGAUAUAGACACGAGCGAAAGAUUCGGCUUAUCAGUUCCAAGAGCUAAUCACUUGUUAUCAGUGCCGACCUAUCGCCUGCUUGUUUAGAUCCCUAAAAAAUGAUGCCUUUUUACUUGUCAGCAAUUCUACUUCUACAGGAAAAUUGCCUA
Syzygium oleosum is the source of this 1732-nucleotide messenger RNA. RefSeq names its product cytochrome P450 CYP736A12-like. Bases 153 to 1670 code for a protein of 505 amino acids. Lineage: Eukaryota; Viridiplantae; Streptophyta; Magnoliopsida; Myrtales; Myrtaceae. The transcript has 2 exons. The record is from RefSeq and is a predicted model, not a curated record. Gene Ontology annotation, molecular function: monooxygenase activity; iron ion binding; oxidoreductase activity, acting on paired donors, with incorporation or reduction of molecular oxygen.